CCUGGAAGUGGAAGAAGAAGUCUCCUCUCCUCAGUCAGUCAGCCGCCGGCGCCGCCUCCUGUCCGCUCCGCUGCGGAGGACCGAGGACAUAGACUCACUGUGAGGGGACUUCUGCAAGGGGACACCGGGAAGGGCUACGGAUAGGAGUGUAACCUGCCACUGCUGCUGAGCCCCUCUGGAGAUCCGUCCAGGUUUUUUCUACUCCUAUGAGGACUCGUUCAGGAACCAUCAACACACUGUAGAGGCUGCUAUGUCGUACUGAACCCACAGAUCUUCCUGCAGCCAUGGCCCAACAGAGCGCUGAGCUGUCCCACUGCUAGGCAACGGGGCAUCCGAGAGGGCAGAAGACAUGUUGGGACAGAGGCCCGGGGACCACUGCACUGAAUUCUGUUACUAUAGCAACUACUGUAGUAACCAUGGAAACGCUAUGGAGGACUGGUCUGGUCUGCACUGUCAUCGUCGUCAUGGUUGCCACAGAGGUCGAAGGAGGUCACAGAGAUGAGUUCGCCCAGUCACAAGCUGCCUUCCUGUCCAGUCUAGGCCAGUAUGAGAUUGCCAUCCCAGUACGUGUAGGACCUAAUGGUGAGACGCUGGACGCAGAAACGCCGCAACGCCACAGAAGAAGAAGACGCAGCACUGAAGACAGACCGCCCGACUCUCUCUUCUACCAGCUGUCCACGUCACGUAACAACUUCCUGCUGAACCUCACGCUGCAAGGAGGCCUGCUGUCCCGUCAGUUCAGGGUGGAGUACUGGAAGAAAGGUCGAUUAGCCUGGAGUCACCCUUACUCUCCCCACUGCCACUAUGUAGGACAUCUCCAAGACCAGCCGCACUCCAGCAAAGUGGCCCUGAGCAACUGCAACGGCCUGCAGGGGGUGAUUGUUGCAGGGGGAGAGGAGUACCUGAUUGAACCCCUUGUCUCACCAGAUAACCAGACCAGGACGGAGAGGGGGGAGAGAGCAGAGGGGCGCCCCCAUGUGGUUUACAAGCGGUCAUCGCUCCGCCAUCAGUACAAGGGCCAAUCCUGUGGAGUCAUUGAUGAGAAGCCGAUGAAAGGUGCGUCAUGGUGGCAACGAACACUGAAGACGCCUCCCCACCACGUCGGACGCGGCCAGCUGCCUCUGAAGCGCUCAGUUAGCCGGGAGCGCUACGUGGAGACGCUGGUGGUAGCUGACAAGAUGAUGGUGGGUUACCAUGGUCGCAGGGACAUCGAGCAGUACAUCCUGGCCGUCAUGAAUAUUGUUGCCAAACUGUUCCAGGAUUCUAGCCUGGGGAACGCAGUCAAUAUUGUGGUGACACGGCUCAUCCUGCUCAUGGAAGAUCAGCCAACACUAGAGAUCAACCACCAUGCAGGGAAAUCCCUAGACAGCUUCUGUAAGUGGCAGAAAAACAUCCAGCACCGGAGCAGCUACGGUAACGCCAUACCAGACAACGGGAUCGCUCACCAUGACACCGCUGUGCUCAUCACCAGAUACGACAUCUGCAUCCAAAAGAACAAGCCCUGUGAAACCCUAGGUCUAGCUCCUGUAGGAGGGAUGUGUGAGCCAGAGAGGAGCUGCAGCAUCAAUGAGGACAUCGGCCUGGGAACAGCCUUCACCAUCGCCCACGAGAUAGGACACACGUUUGGGAUGAACCAUGACGGUAUGGGGAACGCCUGCGGGCCCCGCAGCCAGGAGACCGCCAAGCUGAUGGCUGACCACAUCACCAUGAAGACCAACCCGUUCAUCUGGUCCGCAUGUAGCCGUGAUUACAUCACCAGCUUCCUGGACUCAGGUAUGGGCUCCUGUCUGAACAACGUCCCCCCCAAGCAGGAGUUUGUGUACCCCACCACAGCACCGGGUCAGGCCUACGACGCAGACGAACAAUGCCGCUUCCAGUACGGCGUCAGAUCUCGGCAAUGUAAAUAUGCGGAAGUCUGUAGCGAACUUUGGUGUAUGAGCAAGAGCAACCGUUGCAUCACCAGCAGCAUUCCUGCUGCAGAGGGAACCAUCUGUCAGACCAACACCAUAGAGAAAGGGUGGUGCUACAAGAGGAUGUGUGUGGCGUACGGGACUCGUCCGGAGGGCGUAGACGGGGGCUGGGGUCUGUGGUCACCCUGGGAGGAGUGCAGCAGGACCUGUGGAGGGGGUGUCUCCUCGUCUAUCAGACACUGUGACAGCCCCAGGCCAACUAUUGGUGGAAAGUAUUGUCUGGGGGAGAGAAAGCGCUUCAGGUCCUGCAAUAUUGAUGAGUGCCCUGCAGGCUCUCGGGAUUUCCGGGUGAUUCAGUGCUCUGAUUUCGACAGCGUUCCUUUCCGAGGAAAGUUUUACACCUGGAAGCCGUACAGAGGAGGUGGGGUGAAGCCUUGUUCUCUCAACUGCCUGGCAGAAGGAUACAACUUCUACACAGAGCGUGCUCCAGCCGUGGUGGACGGCACGCCUUGCCGAGACGACUCUCUGGAUGUGUGUGUAAACGGAGAGUGUAAGCACGUAGGCUGUGACCGAGUCCUCGGCUCGGACGUUCGCGAGGACCGCUGCCGGAUCUGCGGGGGUGACGGGAGCAGCUGUGUGUCUGUGGAGGGACUCCUCAACGACUCGCUGCCUGAAGGAGGUUAUGAAGAGGUGGUCAGAAUUCCUAAAGGGUCGGUGUUCAUCCACAUACAAGAGCUCAACAUCUCCCUCAACUACCUUGUGCUGAAGAGCAAAGGGGACCAGUACUUCAUCAAUGGGAAGCUGACCAUUGACACGCCGCGCAGGUUCGAUGUCGCCGGUACCAUCUUCUACUACAGGCGGCCCGCGGACGGACCAGAAACUCUUGAAGCUCUGGGGCCAACAAACAUAACCCUGGUUGUCAUGGUGCUGGUGCGGGAAGAGAACCCAGGGAUCCACUAUCGCUUCAACCCCCCAAUGAACAGGGAACCUCUGGCUGGCUUUGCCUGGCACUACACCUCCUGGUCACGCUGCUCAGCUCUCUGCGCUGGAGGUGUGCAGACGCAGCAGGUGGUGUGUAGGAAGCAGGCAGAUCAUUUAGUCGUCUACAACCACUUCUGUGACAAGAAGAGCAGACCCAAAGAGAAAAGAAGGACCUGCAAUACUGAGCCCUGCUCCCCAUCGCCUCUCUAUGCCGCUAGCUGGUGGACAGGAGAUUGGUCGGAGUGCAGUCGCAGCUGUAACGGCGGCCUGCGGUCACGGGAGGUGUUAUGUAAAAGGAGGAUCUCUGUGAUGGAGGAGAAGGUCCUGGACGACUCAGCGUGUACAGCUGCACGCCCUUCUCCCACGGAGCCCUGCAGCAAUCACAGCUGCCCCCCCGAGUGGCUGGCCCUGGACUGGUCAGAGUGUACGCCCAGCUGUGGUCCUGGCUACAGGCACCGUGUGGUCUUGUGUAAGAGCGGGGAGAGCGGUGACAAUCUGCCAGAGUCCAAGUGCCCCAAACAUGGCCGGCCCACCUCCAGGGUGCGCUGUAACCUGCAGCGAUGCCCUCCCCCUCAGUGGGUGACGGGUCCCUGGGGAGAGUGUUCUGCCAGGUGUGGUCUUGGUCAGGAGAUGCGCUCGGUGCAGUGUCUGACCCCCACCGGCCAGCCGUCCAAUGAGUGUCUGGAACAUCAGCGGCCAGCAGCCAUGCAGCAGUGCAAGAGCAAAUGUGACCUCAGUCUGCCCAUCAGUACAGACAACCCUGAAGGCCAAAUGUCGGGAGGAUUUAUGUCAUUCCAUACAAGUCGUAUAAGUCUGAACAAUAAAGAGUGUAAAGAUGUGAACACUGUGGCCUACUGCCCCCUGGUGCUCAGGUUCAAGUUCUGCAGCCGGCCAUAUUUCAGACAAAUGUGCUGCAAGACCUGCCAGGGACACUGACCUGGACAGCAUCCAGUCUCUGGGUCCUGUGCACACUCACAGUAAGCCUGAAACCCUCCCACUGAGCCUUGUAACAGCAGCCCUCACACUGCCUCUAUCAGAGGAGUGUGAGAUCUAACUGGGACGCUGUCGGACUGACACAUGGUCCCGUUACUGUUAAAGAGGGACCUUUAUUUCCAGCCAGAAUCCAGCACAGACCAGACGCCUCUCCGGGCCGAGCUGGGCCAAAACAGCCUGAGCUGAGUUUUACAUUCCACUGGAGGGAGGGCUGCUGAAACCUGGAGAGACAGAGAGAGAGAGAGAGAGGGAGGGAGGGAGUAACUUCCCUCCGUCGUCUGUCUUUCUAAUGAUCCCUCUGUUGUAAUAUUUUGGUGCUACUAUAUUUCUCUUUGGCCGCAGGGCUGGUCGCAGUACUCUCUUAAACCUGUAUGUUAACAGGUGAUAUUUGUUUAGUUAAAAAAAAAAAAAUCCACUUUGUAAAGAAAAUGAUUUUUCCAGAUAUCUUCGCCCAUGAAAAGGAAUAU
Messenger RNA from Sebastes umbrosus (honeycomb rockfish), 4351 nucleotides. RefSeq names its product ADAM metallopeptidase with thrombospondin type 1 motif, 10 (gene adamts10). The coding region runs from base 417 to 3827 and encodes 1136 amino acids. Lineage: Eukaryota; Metazoa; Chordata; Actinopteri; Perciformes; Sebastidae. Gene Ontology annotation, cellular component: extracellular matrix. Gene Ontology annotation, molecular function: metalloendopeptidase activity. Gene Ontology annotation, biological process: extracellular matrix organization; proteolysis. The record is from RefSeq and is a predicted model, not a curated record. The transcript is spliced from 27 exons.